Cotesia congregata is the source of this 381-nucleotide messenger RNA. NCBI's taxonomy places the organism in Eukaryota, Metazoa, Arthropoda, Insecta, Hymenoptera, Braconidae. The record is from the annotation of a GenBank genome assembly.
AUGUCUUAUAAAUUGUCUCGAGGAGGACGCAGCAAGCAUUACAGACACCGCGCCUCACCAGAUUGCAACACAGUAGCUAGCUUUGAUAGCAGCUCAUCAGAAAGUCGCGGGGGACUCAAUAGAUACUACCGGCAGGCGUGGGAAAAUUUGCACGAGACAGCUGGACAGAAAGCAAACCCUCCACUGAGACGCAAAGAAACUUUGGAUGAUCCUAAUUACCGUGAUAAUUACCGCGGUAAUGACAAUAGCAACUCUACCGCAGACGACAACACUGGUAUCAAGCAUUCAGAUAAAAAAAGACAUCACCAUCAUCAUCAUCAUCAUCACGGAUCGACGACGAAUUCCGAGUGGCGACAGUCUCAGUCUCACCACCGAUAUUAA